CUGAAUAAUCGAUUAGAUUCGGGAACACAGAGGCAUGAGCAGCAAAUGACAAGCCCAGGAGCAUGUUUUUCUUCGUAAAUACGCUCAUGUUGGACAAUUUUCUGACUGCGACACAUUUGAUUUGCUAAGUGCUCGUGAAUAGUGAAACGCUAGCUACUGUCAGAAGAGACGCGCUCCUAAAGCUCUAAGUCACACCUCAUCACGCCCGUUGCGUUGGUUUUACCACUUGGUCUCCGCACUUUCUGCUCGUCCGCUGACAUGUAGGGUCGCCUCGGUCCGCCCUGCAGACGAUGCAGUAGGUAGCUCAUCAUUCCAAUCCAAGCCAUGAAAAAAUUCGCUCUUCUCCUCAAGCACCUCCUUCAAGUUCAUCACUCAUCACUUCACACUCUACUGACAGGCAGGGUGUAAAACGAACACCUGGAGAGCAGCUGCGAUUCAUCGGGCAGCUAACAGGCUACUCCACUGUAAAAUGGAGGAUAGCUUCGACUGCGACUGCGGUGAGCUUGAGCCACCUGAUCACUGAAGGGAGAAUCUUCAUUUAAGAGUAACUGCCACUGGACUUCAGAUUCCUGAACGGGCGGUGUGUAAACAGUAGAACAGUAGCGCUCUUGUGCUCAGUGGCACGGAAGAAUGAAGAUGCUGCUCAGGACCAGUCAAACACUGAAUGUAUCUGCACUGUGAGGAUGAUAUUAACCAGCUUUUAUAUGUUCUCUUUUGUUCAAAACAUUUUCAUCAGCGUGAGUUCAUUCCGGUGUGUUUUUUGAAAUACGAUUUACAAUAUAAUAAGUAAAAAAUUUUAAUUUCAAAAAGGAAUCCGAAAACUGAAAAUUUUGAGUGAUGAGAAAAUACUCUGGAUACAUAUCAAAAAGAUCAAUCUGUUUUUCCAUGGGAAAUCUCUGAGGGCUAUACAGGGUGGAACUCAACAGGCCAGUGGCUGUCUCAUAAAACAAGACUUCUGCAGUUAGUGGCUUCCAUUUUUUUUCGCCCUUGUUAUUCAAAAAUGCAAUUCUAGCCCUUAACUGGAUGCAUAAAUACUGUCACAAGUAGACAAACAUAGUUAUUUUGAGUAAAAUGGCGGAAAAGUUUGAAAGUUUGAUGAACAUUCACGGCUUUGAUCUGGGGCCCCGUUACAUGGACCUCAAACCUUUGGGCUAUGGCGGCAAUGGUCUGGUCUUCUCUGCUGUGGACAAAGACUGCGACAAGAGGGUUGCUGUCAAGAAGAUUGUCCUCACGGACCCGCAGAGCGUGAAGCACGCCUUAAGGGAGAUCAAAAUAAUUAGGCGCCUGGACCAUGACAACAUCGUGAAGGUGUUCGAGACCCUCGGGCCCAAUGGCAGGCAGUUGACAGAGGACGUGAGCUCACUGACGGAGGUCAACUCUGUCUACAUCGUGCAGGAGUACAUGGAGACAGACCUAUGCCAGCUGCUGGAGCAGGGGAUGUUGUCCGAAGGCCAUGCCCGCCUCUUUAUGUACCAGCUGCUGAGGGGCCUCAAGUAUAUCCACUCCGCCAAUGUCCUACACCGGGACCUCAAACCCGCCAACCUCUUCGUCAACACAGAGGACCUGGUGCUGAAGAUCGGAGACUUUGGGCUUGCACGCAUUAUGGACCCCCACUAUUCACACAAGGGGCAUCUUUCCGAAGGACUGGUCACAAAGUGGUACAGAUCUCCCCGCCUUCUGUUGUCACCCAAUAAUUAUACCAAAGCCAUUGACAUGUGGGCAGCUGGCUGCAUUUUUGCUGAGAUGCUGACGGGAAAAACUCUUUUUGCAGGUGCCCAUGAGCUGGAGCAGAUGCAGCUGAUCCUGCAGUCCAUACCCGUGAUCCACGAGGAGGACCGGCAGGAGCUACAGAGUGUCGUUCCAGUCUUUGUUAGGAAGGACAUGUCAAAGCCACAGACCCCAUUGGCCAAGCUUCUCCCUGGGGUCAGCGAAGAGGCUCUUGAUUUCCUGAGGGAAAUCCUGACAUUCAACCCUAUGGACCGCCUGACUGCUGAAGAGGCAUUAGCCCACCCAUACAUGAGUGACUACUCUUUCCCUCUGGAUGAGCCCAUUUCCAGUCACCCCUUCCAUAUUGAAGAUGAAGUUGAUGACAUCCUGCUGAUGGAUGAGAGCUACAGUCAUGUGUACAACAACUGGGACAGAUAUCACGACAGCCAGUAUUCAGACCAAGACUGGAAUCUUUAUAGUACCCACGAAGCAGAUAAUGUUCAGCUAGAUCCCCGAGCUAUAUCAGAGGGUACUGAUGAAGAGGUGGUUCAGGUAGACCCUCGAAAGUACCUGGAUGGAGACCGGGAGAAGUUGCUGGAGGAUCCAGUUUUUGGCUCCUUUUUUCCCUCUGAACUCUCCUGGCAACUUGAAGACCACCACGAGAACAAGUAUUGUGAACUGGAAUGUAGUCAUACGUGCAACUAUAAAACCGUCUCCCCCUUAUACCUGGACAACCUGGUCUGGGGAGACAGUGAGGUCAACCACUAUUAUGAGCCCAAGCUCAUCAUCGACCUGUCCAACUGGAAAGAACAGAGCAAGGAGAAGGCAGACAAAAAAGGCAAGUCCAAGUGUGAGAAGAAUGGCCUGGUCAAGGCCCAGAUUGCACUGGAAGAAGCCUCCCAGAAUACAUCUGAAAAAGACAAGGAGCAGGAGAAAAACCAGGGCUUUGAUUUUGACUCCUUCAUUGCCAGCACCAUCAAGCUUAGCCUCCAGCCAGAGCACAGUGAGGUUGGCUUCCUCAACGAACUGAACAGUUCGGUCUCCCAGCUAGAGAUCAAGAGCUCCGUUCCAAAGUCUAUCAGUCAGGAGAAGGAGGAGAAGUGCAUAGUGAACUUGGCCCAGCUAGAAGGUAGGGCACCCAACCCCUGGGAGUGCUUCAGCCCCCUGGGUGUCUCUAGUGAAGAAAGUGGCCUGAUUGACGAGGUAUGCUGGGAUGUGAGGAAAGAUGAGCAAGUGCAAAAGGAAACUACCUACACCAGCUAUUUGGACAAGCUCUUCAGUAAGAGGGAGGAGAUACUGGAAGUGAUGGACCCAGAGCCAGUAGUGGAGAUAAAGGAGAUGGAUGAGGGCUUCCUGACCAGAAAUGGAGAGCUCAUGUUUAACAUGCAGUUUGAGUCCCUGGCCCUCCCUCAAUUUGACACCUCUGCCGAUUCACCCCUUAAGUCCAUACAGGCCACAUUGGCACCCCCAGCUGUAAAAUGUUCUCCUAAAAUUGCCCACAAAACAUACAGCAGCAUUUUAAAACAUUUGAAUUAAAGGCCCAAUGUAAAAAUGUUAGUAUUCAUGU
Molecule: messenger RNA, 3274 nt
Organism: Scleropages formosus (Asian bonytongue)
Lineage: Eukaryota; Metazoa; Chordata; Actinopteri; Osteoglossiformes; Osteoglossidae
Gene: mapk6
Product: mitogen-activated protein kinase 6
Exons: 6
Coding region: 1072-3243 (723 amino acids)
Biological process (GO): protein phosphorylation
Molecular function (GO): MAP kinase activity; ATP binding
Source: RefSeq, a predicted model, not a curated record